AUGCCACUUCGAUUUGCUGUUGUUUGUUCAUCAAAUCAAAAUCGAAGUAUGGAAGCACAUAAUUUUAUGAGUAAACGUGGUUUACUUGUUAAAUCAUUUGGUUCUGGUGCACAAGUUAAAUUACCUGGUACAUCACUCGAACGACCAAAUGUAUAUACAUUUGAUACAACAUAUGAAUUUAUGUAUAAAGAUUUAUAUAAUAAAGAUGCUAAUGUAUAUACGCAAAAUGGUGUUUUACAUAUGUUAGAUCGUAAUCGUCGUAUAAAAGAAAAACCGGAACGUUUUCAAGAUUGUCGAGAACGUUUUGAUAUUAUAUUUACAGUUGAAGAACGCAUAUUUGAUCAAGUUAUAGAAGAUUUAGAAAAUCGCGAUAAACGUACGAAUGAAAUAGUUCAUAUUAUCAAUAUUGAUGUUAUUGAUAACCCAGAAGAUGCGACUCUUGGUGCAUUUAUGCUUUGUGAAUUAGGACAAAAAAUGGAUGCAAUUGAAGAUUUAGAUAAUGCAAUUGAUGAAAUUCUUACCGAAUUUGAACAAAAAACAAAACGAACUAUUUUACAUGCUGUUUCAUUUUAUUAA
Molecule: messenger RNA, 576 nt
Organism: Adineta steineri
Lineage: Eukaryota; Metazoa; Rotifera; Eurotatoria; Adinetida; Adinetidae
Source: the annotation of a GenBank genome assembly